AUGAUCCUUCGCGCUCCGUUGAGGGAAAGAGGCACCGCCAAAAGACUCGCGACUGCUGCACAAGUGGAGCACCGGCCUGCUCGACCACCUGACACGAUCGAGUCAAUCACCAUUUCAUCGCACUUAGGGUUUGGGAGUGCAAUGCUAUCACCUCAAUCUGAAUGCGUCGUCUGGCUUUGUGAAGAACUCGGAAUUGACUACAAGCUGGUAUGCCACGACCGCGACCAGCAGACCCUCCUAGCUCCCGAUUUAUACAAGGAACUCAGUCCGUUGCGAACGGCGCCCGUGAUUGAGGAUGUUGAUACCUACACACCAAACCACGACCACAUUCGCCUAGCAGAGUCUCAGGCAUGUAUCGAAUGGAUUUGCAGAAAACACGGUNGGCACUUCACGCACGGCUCGUUCCAACCUACAUGUCAAAUGCUGUUGCUCGCUACAUCACUUCCAGAGGACCAUCCUGGCCUCAAGGUGGCCAACUCAAGGAUCAGUCACUAUCUUGACUUGAUCGAGCAACGCCUAAGCAAGUCGAGAUUCCUCGUUGGCGACGAGCUUACCGCCGCCGAUAUUCAGAUGGUCUUCCCACUUACCACUCAGAGGGCCUUCGUACCUAUCGACCUUAGCGCCUACCCCAGCAUUCUAAGGUACUUGAAAGAGAUUGGAGAAAGACCUGCAUAUCAAAAGACCUUUGAGAAGGCCGAGACAACACUGAAACCGAUGCUCGAUGCCAACCCCGAAUCACCCUAUAAGUUCUAA
Messenger RNA from Aureobasidium musti, 753 nucleotides. Lineage: Eukaryota; Fungi; Ascomycota; Dothideomycetes; Dothideales; Saccotheciaceae. The record is from the annotation of a GenBank genome assembly.